This is a messenger RNA of Lethenteron reissneri (Far Eastern brook lamprey), 9931 nucleotides long. RefSeq names its product FYVE, RhoGEF and PH domain-containing protein 1-like. The record is from RefSeq and is a predicted model, not a curated record. Lineage: Eukaryota; Metazoa; Chordata; Hyperoartia; Petromyzontiformes; Petromyzontidae. Gene Ontology annotation, cellular component: cytoplasm. Gene Ontology annotation, biological process: cytoskeleton organization; filopodium assembly. Gene Ontology annotation, molecular function: metal ion binding; guanyl-nucleotide exchange factor activity.
CCUUCGCUCCGCUGUGCUUCGUCUCGGAAACCGGUCUUUGUCCGUCGCAUUAUCGCGCAAUGAAAAUUUAACAACCGUUGAAGAUUUCUGCUCGUUGUAUUUCUCGGACGGGCGGGCGCGUGGUGUUUGGCGGUGCUGAAGGGAGAGCUCAUUCGUCCGCCCGUUCGUUCGUUCAGAUAGCCGGGGCGGUGGAUUUGCCCUAGUGGCCGGCGGGUUUGUUUGUUUGUUUAUUUAUUUAUUCGCCUAUUCCGUCCUUCACCCCCGGCUCGCGAUGCUGAAAGCGACUCGGGUUAGAAUGCAUGCGGCGUGAAAAAAAAAAACCUUGCAGCAAAAGGGGGCUAGUGGGGGGGGCGGUUGUGAGCAGCAGCGGUGGUGGUGGUGGUGGCAGAGCUAUGUGCGUGACAGGGCUGGCUCGGGCUCCAUUGCGUGCGAGCGCGCGCGUGCGCAGGCACCGCUGCCUGCAAAAUCGAGCGUGCUAAUUCCCGUUAAGAAAACCCGGUGCCGCCGGUAGCGUCGCGAUUAACAAAAAAAGAUUUCUCUCUAUAUACCGCGUGUGAGCAAAACGACAAAAAAGAAUAUAAACCCGCCCCCACCGCUUCCCAAUUGGUGAUAUAAGACAGAGAGAGAGAGACAGAGAGAGAUAUAACAUUCUCCGCACCGCGAUACGAGGCCCUUGAGCGUCAAGACAUUGCACGGUGGCCAAAAGAGAACGACUUGCCCUCUUGCGGGAUUCCUGAGCGCCGGGUGCCAUUCAUGGCCGUUGCACUGCCGGUGUCCGGGCUGCGUUAAUUCGUACAUUAGUCUCACGGCUGAGCGAACGAGCGGGCGAGGGGGCGAACAAGAAAAGCGGUGCAAGCUAGCCGCGAGCCCGUGGUGAAGCCGUCCAAAGAAUACUCGAUGACUCCGCGCCCGGGGCCGGAUUGCCGACUGCUACUGGCGUCCGUCGGUGUCGGGAAGCGGGCGGCCAGUCGGAGAGGCGUCUCGGAUGCAGAGCUUGCGCCGCAUGCGACGGCCGAUACCGAAGCGAUCUCGGAGCCCUAGGCUACGGGAGCCAGAGUUCCGCCGGUGACCUCGGUGAGAUCGCCGCUCGGCAGCGGUCGUGCUUGCGCCAGCGACGAGAGCGGAGCGACCAAGGCGACCGUCACCAGUCAGCCCAGCCAGGCCGCUGCUCAAGCCCGGACGGGCCGGACUCAGGGGGUAGCCGCUGCAACACCGGACCGGGCGCCGAGAGCCAAGCCACAAGUUCCUCCGAAACCGGCCGCGUUCCAGAGGUCGUCGCCGCCACCACCGGACGAUCCCCCGCCAAGGGUCAUCCCCCCUCCGCCCAACCGACCUCUGCCCCCUGACCCCAGGCAAAGGAUGGAGUCGCAGUCGAAGGAGAGCUCCACCGUCAUGCAGCUGAUCAACAAGUUCGGUGGUGCCAGUCCGAACAUACAGAGGCGCAACCCAGCGCCGGACAAAGGGGACAUGGCUGCUGCUGCUGCCGUCAGCACGACAACAUCAGCCGUACCGGCAGGAGAACGCCGUGACUCGUGCCGCACGGACUCCGAUUCUGAGACGGGGCCCGGGACGACCGCGGCGGCGGCGGCGACGCCGACACCGCCGCCGGCGCGGGACGCGGCUCGCGAAGACGCGGACGACGAGAAGGCGAGCGCGCGCGGGAAGGACGACGCCAAUCUGGACGAGGAGGAGGAGGAAGAGGAUUCCUCCUCCGGCGCUGCCACCACCACGGCCGCCACGGCCGGCGGCGCCCCGGGUGCUGGGCCGGGCGGCUUUGGGCCGGGCAAGAUUCCCAACCGCGACAGCGGAAUCGAGAGCCUGAGCUCGGCGUUCCCUGCGGACGAUGCCGAGAGCAGGGAAGGCGUCGACGACGUGAGGGAUGACGAUCGGGACUGCCAGUGUGGCGUGCGGUCGGAGGCCAUCCCACCGGCGCCGGGAGAGACGGGCGGCGCUGCCGAGCGGCGGAAGUUGGCGCGCGACAGCCGCAGGAGAGAGACGCUCGAGGAGUUCGAGAGCGACCUCGAGGAGGGGAGCAGCGACGACAACGCGGAGCCGACGAGACACACGGCGCCCGAGCUCGGAGGAGACUCGCAAACGGCCGAGCAUCCCAAGGAGAAGUUGUACAAAAUUGCUGAUGAGCUUCUGCAGACCGAGAGGGCUUACGUCACGAGACUUCACCUCCUGGACAAGGUCUUCUGCGCCCGACUGCUCGAGGAGUCUUGCAUCAAGAGCGCCUUCCCGGCCGACGUGGUGACGGGCAUCUUCUCAAACACCUCCACGAUUCACUUGUUCCACCAGGAGUUCCUGCUGCCCGAGCUUGAGAAACGCAUGCAGGAGUGGCACGAGAAUCCCCGCAUCGGAGAUGUCCUGCAGAAGCUGGCUCCCUUCCUCAAGAUGUAUGGGGAGUACGUCAAGAACUUUGACCGAGCUAUGGACCUUCUCAACACGUGGAUGGAGAAGUCUUCUCCGUUCAAGGCCAUCAUCCAGGAGAUACAGAAGCGGGACAUCUGCCACAACCUGACGCUGCAGCACCACAUGCUGGAGCCGGUGCAGAGGAUCCCGCGGUACGAGCUGCUGCUGCGCGACUACCUCAAGCGGCUGCCCGAGGACGCGGUCGAUCGCAAGGACGCGGAGAAAUCCUUGGAAAUCAUCUCCACAGCUGCAAACCAUUCCAAUGCCGCCAUCAGGAAAAUGGAGAAAAUGCACAAGCUGCUGGAGGUGUACGAGAUGCUGGACGGUGAGGAAGACAUCGUCCACCCGUCUAACGAGCUCAUCAAGGAGGGCCAGAUCCUCAAGUUGUCGGCGAAGAACGGCACCGCUCAGGAGAGGCACCUGUUCCUGUUCAACAACAUGCUCCUCUACUGCGUGCCCAAGCUGCGACUCAUGGGGCAGCAGCGUUUCAGCGUGCGCACGAGGCUCAACAUCGACGGCAUGCAGCUGCAGGAGGUCGAGUCCCAAGGGCAGCCGUACACGUUCAGCGUCUCAGGGAAGCAGAGGGCCUUGGUCAUCCGAGCACGAUCAGAAGCUGAGAAGAAAGAGUGGGUCAAGGCGAUCCGCGACACGAUAGAGAAGCACGAGAAGAACAGCGAGAGCUUCAAGGCGUUCAACAGCUCCUUCACGCGCGAUGACGACGGAGAGUUCUCGGCCACGGAGCUGGGGCGACGGGCGCCUCACCUUGUGCGCGAGCGCAGCGUGUCCGAGUGCAUGAGCUGCUCGGAGCCCUUCAACGCCCUCACGCGCAGGAAGCACCACUGCCGUGCCUGCGGCCACGUCGUGUGCGGCAAGUGCUCCGAGUACAAGGCGCAGCUGGAGUACGAGGGCGGCAAGCUGGGCCGCGUGUGCCACGACUGCUACGGGGUCCUGAGGCCUCAGCAGCAGCAGCAGCAGCAGCAGCAGGAGACGGAGGAGCUGCCUGAUGACGUGCGACGAGCCCGAGUCGCCGCCGUCACCGAGCGGCGUGCCUCGGCGGAUCCGGCGGGCAGCAUUCUGUGUGGAUUCCUGAGUCUGUCGGAGCGCGGAGUGAAGGCGUCGCACCGCGCCUGGUUCACCGUGCCACGCUCAGAGCCCCUCGUCCUCUACAUGUACGAGACCGCAAAGGACGCCAAGCCUCUGCGGACGAUCCCGCUGCCGGGCUACGCCAUCAGCCCCCUGGAGGCGAGCGACCCGCACGAGGCGCGCCACGCCUUCAAGAUGACCCAGUCGCGGCAGACGCUCUACUUCGCCACGGACGGGGAGGAGAGCCAGCGGCGGUGGAUGGGAUACCUGGCCUUGGCGGCGAUCGGCGAGGUGCCGUCGUGCCCCCCGUCGCCCAGCGUCAUCAGCAAGCAGGGCUCCAUCCCCGAAGAGGGCGCCGAACAAAACGACGAGUCCUCGACUCAGUCGGACAGCAUCCUGGACACCAGUGCUUCAUAGUAGAAGGCUACGCGGUCACUGCUGAGUCGCGUUAUUCGUUCGCGUUGUGUCGUCGUCGUCGCCGUCAGUGUCGGUGUCGGUUUUGAGUUCUUUUUACGGACUUGUGUUGUGAUACCUUGAGGGUUUCGAGGACACUUUGGUUUCUUUUUGUUGGUUGUGAAAGGAAAGAUUUCUGUGGGGGGAAAAAUGGGAAAGCUGAUUAUUUUCUUUUUUUCAAAAAACUAAUUGAAAAUUCGGAUGUCCCAAAGGCGAAUUGUGCAAUAAGAUGGCCUGCUUUCAAAACUGCGGCAAACCUAAGGGCUGCGUGGUCGAUCCAGUGGAAUAUAUUCAAACCGGCAGGUUAAAAACAAAAUCAAAGUUGCCAAUCACGAAAAUGUUUGACGAUGCUUAAUAGUCCGGAGGUAAAAGAAUAUAUUUUGUUUUAACAUUUUUUUUUACAAAUACAAUUGUAUAUCACAAAUGUAAUUUAUGGUAACAUUUUAUAAACAAACUUGAGUCAGGUCAUUGUAGGAUUUUACCAAAUCAGGAAAGUCCCUCUUAAAGAAAAGAGAUCAUUUUACUUCCUGUUGAAUCCAUAAUAAGCUAAAGUAUAUAAUUGGAUGGUUUCUGCAUGCCAUUGACACUGCCCAUGUGCACUACAAAGCUAGGGAUUCUGCACUGAUAGUUUACCCUCAUGCUUUGUUCCGAUGACGUGGACCGGUAGCGCAGUAGUCAGCACACUGCGCUACAAACCUAGCGGACUCGAGAUCAAUUCCCAGCCAUGGCUAACAUCAGGAGUGAGUGAUAAUUGGACAGGUUCAGGGCCUUUCCCUCACCAAUCUGUACUGACCAGGACAGUGCGGUAUAGUAUAACUCCUGUGACCAGCACAGUGUAGGAAGACCUUCAUCUAGCAGUGUAUAAACAAAACAGCUGUACACCAUUCAUGAUCUUAUCUCGUGAAAUCCCCGUGUUAUGCAAAACGGCCAAUAGCAUGCAGUCUAACUGCAGUCAAAGUGAACUAAAUACGAUAAUAGUCUCCAGUUGGAAAGAAUGCAGCCAUAUUUGUAUGUUUUGGGCCUAAAAACUUGCCACGCAAAUCACUUCCCCGAGUGGCCAUUUUGAACUGUGAUUGGUUCACCUUCGGUCAUCUGUGUGUGCAGAUGUAUUUUUUGUUAAACGAGCAGAAAGGGAUGGCACAAAUAUUUAGAGCCCCUGAGGCCUUACACACGAAAGGCUGAGGGAACGUAAAAACAAAUCGAUUUCGACUCGGACGAAAGUCGUAACUGCCUGUUUCUUCCCACUUCAAAUUCCAGCGAAGCCCGACUUCAUUUAAAUGCAAACUCUUUCUAUCCACAAAAGUGGCCUUAAGUAAACGGAGACUAAUCAAAAGCAAGCGUUGUCCAUCAGUCUCCUCGCCGAAGUUGGCCUCGUGUUCCCUCGCCUUGGAGUGGCAAGCACAGUGCUGCACGUCAAGAAUGAGUGCGUUCGGUUUGCACUUGCAACUGUUCAAUGGCUUGCAAAGGAUUCAUUUAAGGAAAGGGGGGUGGGGGCGGUGAGGGGGGGGCGUGUAAGCACUGCUAUUCUUCUUAAAAUUACGAAACAAGUAGUUGUAAUGUUUUAUAAGCUACGGUUGUGUGAGGCACAAAACAGGACAUGUGUGACAUCUGUCUAUCAUGCCAUCGGGUAGAAAUGUGCUCAGUCUGCAGAGGACUGAUUGUAGGGGACGAGGGUUGCCACCUGUCCUGGUUUUUUCUGAACGUUCUCUUUUUGGGGUAGCCGUUCCCUGAAAAUCUCUAGGUCUUACCGGCAUGUCAAGAGUCCUGUCUGUUGUCAGUUUCGUAGUAAUAUACCACUCGGGACAAUGCGUUUACAUGUGGAUCCCCUCUACCACUAUUGUGAGAUAUUCUUCUUCUUUUGUCGAUGUCCCUGGGGGUUUUGUCCCUCAGAGGUGGCAACCCUCCCGGGGAGCAGGAACGGACGUUCGAAUAGCAUUUGCUCAACACACGAGACGUUGCGUGUGCCGCCAUUUUUCCUCGUGUCAAAUAUUAGACCGCCUGCACCCCCCCCCCCCCCCCCCAAAGUUAUAAUAUCACGCUCACGAAACAUGGCAGGAUUUUUCAAACUGUGAGGUUUUUAACAUGGAUGAUACCUUUUUUUAUUAAAAAGCAUGCCUGCACACCGUAGUAACGAAGACGGACGGUUGAGGCCUGCUUUUGCGAGGCCCCUAUUGGUUUUUUAAGAUUGCGGACGUAAUUUUAGGUCAAAAUGUAAAAUUACAAUAAAAUAAAAAUGCAGAUGGAAGAUCUCUCUUACGAAAAAAAAUGACAAAUUAUCUAAGCCUAAGCUACAUCGAACCUGUGAUAAUACGUUUAGGGAAAAGCAAACGAAUUGUACGGCUAUGUACAAACUCAUUUAUUUAUUUUCCACCCAAAAUAAUUGUGGCACUCAUUAAAGCCGAAUUUGUGGCCUAGUAAAACGCAGCUGUUUUGACAGUGGACAUUAUUAACGCAAACAUUAUAUCCAUGAAGACCCCACAGUGAUUUUGUUGCUGUUGCCAACACAUUUGAGUUAAUAUGUGUAAAUAUCUGCAUUGUACUUUUAUACACAGUAUAAUUAGAAAAUGGGUGCACUUUUGGAGGCAGAAUUUGAUUGCCCUUUGUAUUUUUUUCGGUUUUCGCUCAUAGCUUUUGUUACCAAGUGAUUGUUAGUGUCAAAAUAUCAGGGACCACAUCAUUCUCAGAGCUCCCAGAAAAGGUCAGGUUAUAAAUAAAUACAAUUUCGGGACAUUCCUCAGAGCAAAAAGCUUGCGUUUGGCCAUUUCCAAACGGCAUAAAUCCCUGAUCAUGGAGGAAAUGAGAACACAUUUCCACUCCCCGAUGAAACAGCUAAAGGAGGUCAUUCGGACAACAGAGCACAAACAUCACCCUUGGCAUUUGCAGAGUCCAACUCCUGGAUGUGACAUUGGGAGAUUGAUUUCAUUGUAGAAUGCAUUUGUACAUACAGUGGUGCCAUUCCUACUUCUUGUAUUACCACUAGAGGCAAAAUCAGAACCCUCAUCCUCCUUGUGAUAUGGCACUGGUUUUUUACGUACUUUCCUCUCAACAUUAUUAUAUUUAAGUUUUGCAUAACGUUCGUUGUAUUAGUCGUGGUUGUAUCGUGGACCAUGCUUUACAGAUAUUUUUUCAAUUCCGCGUCACGACACGGAGAUACAUUUGUCGGGGUUUUCUGAUCCGCUUUUAGAAACCGGAUUGAGGAAGACGUCCGAUUCGUUAGGGAUUGUCUUUGUUGACAUUUACACCUCCUUUUGCGAACAAAGUGACCGCAUUUUGUCGAGAGGUGACGUAAUCUCUACUCUCUUUUUUUUAAAGAGAACGCUCAAGAAGAAUUCACGAAAGUUAAACAAAAGAUUCAUCUUCUUGGUUCUUUCGGUAAAGUCACGUAGAAUUGAAAUAAUAAAAUAAUAAAAAUAAAGCAUGAUAAAACUCUGUCUUUUCGACAGACCUGUUUUUCACCUGAGGACGGCUGCUUGCGUUGUGGCCGAAACGUCGUAAGAAUUAUUUUAUUAUGUUUUAUUUUUAUUAUUUUAUUAUUUCCAUUCUACGUGACUUUACCGAAAGAACCAAGAAGAUGAAUCCCUGCAGUCACGAAAGCUUUAAAUCGAAAUUUAAACAAAAGAUGGUAAUACUUCUGUUUGGCUGCAGUUCUACCUGAAAGAAAAGCAGUCGUGGGUGGGUGUGUUAGUGAUAAUGGUCAGUGAGGUAAGCAUGGAGCUCGGAAGAGCGGAUUACAUAAAGAACAGACAGCAGCAGUCGCCGUGAUACUGGAGUGAAAUGCCUUAGGAAGCAACAUCUAUGAAGGGUUGAAACACAAUUAAUUUCUUAAUUACUCGAUGAAUGAUUAACACAACAAGUUCUAUACAGAAACCGAGUGCAUUUUAGACCAAAAAGAUAACAUGAAAUAAAGUGAAUGCGAUAGACAUCAUCAUCAUCAUCAAACUCCAUGGGCAGAGAGCCCAUGGGUAUCCACUGAAAUUCUUGUCGCUAGUUUCCACUUCCCUCUGUCAUGUGCCAACGUUAGACAAAUACAGCAAUUUGUGCUGGAAAUUCCACGAAAGUUGUGAGAUUGUUUAAAUGAGCAUUUUUGAAAUUUACAUUCGCUGCAUUAUGACCAAACAUUUUCAGGAUAAUUGUCAAUAAUCAUACAUUAUUGAUUUGAGAUCAUUUGAAAUCAUCUUCACAACUUUCAAUUAUUUCCCAUAAUUAUCAAAUAUAUCGAUACUACAUCUUGAUACGUUUUUAUUUAAAUGGAUUUUAGUUCUAGCAGUUAAUUUCCCAGUAAAACGAAUUUUUACUGACUUUUCAUGAAGUCGCUCCCUCGCGAUACCGCUAUUAUUUUUCUGAUGAUACAUUGUGAGUAUUUAUAGCACAAAUUUGUCCUGGCUUGACCCAGGACUUGACGACUCAAAGCUUCUGACCGGUGACAGCAGCACAGUAUCGCAGACACGAUGCGAAUAUAACAUGUGGAAUGCUGGCCACGGAAGCCGUGAACCAAUGGACAGUCUGGACACUUCCAGAUUUUACGAAACAAGACGUGGACACACAGCCAUUGCCAAUUCCCACUGCUACCGUCACUGCAAUCACCUACACGUGAUUAUCAACAAGACUUGAACAGGAUGGUGACGAGCCGGUCACACACAGGUAUUCCACUUGUUUAUAUCUCUAGCCAAUGCAAUGCAUGCCAGCGGAGGACCAAUGUGUUGUGAUAUUUUUUUUUAACUACGAUGCUAUUGAUUGGUUGGAAAUUAAUUCAAACUCUGCAGAGCCUACUCCUGAAUGAGUCGACGGCCAAAACAACUGUUUUGGGUCGGAGGUAAUAGGCGACAGUGUUUUAUGUGUAUAAUUUCACGUUUGAAUAUCGACCGGACAAACGUCUUGCCAUUGUUGGCUCAUGUUAUAGGAGACUUCAAGCCAACAUUUUUCGCGAGCCUAUAGUUUGUACCGUGGCUGUGCAUAGCAGCGGACCUGGGAUAGUUGCGACAGUAAAAUGAUGGGGAUCUAGGGCGAGGCAGCGCUGUGCGUGGCGAAUUAUCGCUGAGGUAGUCCAGGGUUUUAAAUGCCUUCAGGAAAUAUUCCGUCCGCGCCUGUCGUUUAUGUCGAUGUCAAAGACCUCCCCCCCCCCCCACGUCUUAAUGCGCUGAUAUUUUGCGUGUGACUAUGAAGUUUGAGAGGUCAAUGUUAAGAUCAAGUUUUAGGAUUUAAAAAAACAUCCCCUUGACCACCCCUUGUACAUAUGGCGACAUCGGUCACUUUCACGGCGUUGCUCCGUUAACAAUGUGGGCAAAAUUGAUUGUGUCUGUGCGAUGAGUAUGCCUACUCUUUAAAAAACAAAAAAACAUGUGCCCCAUUCCCAACAAAGUGUGCGUGUACAUAUGUGUGCGAGUGUUACACGUCUCAAAUCACGGUCUGUAUUAUAUACACACACACACCACACACCCGCACACGCUUAUCUUUAUAACUUUAUUAUUUGUUCGAUAUAAUCCGUCUCUUUAAUUUAUCUCCGCGGUUCCAUCAUGCUGUACAUUGAUGACAGGACUAGGUACGCUUUUUUCUCUCUCUCUCUCAUUCGUUGGUGGCUGGCCACUACAGGCGUCGCAGAUGUUGCUCGAAACCUCGUGGCUCACGUGACGUGGAGUGAAGAGGGGCAGCUCGUGUUUUGUUUGCUGCAUUGAGAGGGGGGUGGAGGUAAGAAAGGGCAGUGCCGUAGUUUUCUUUUGCGCAACAAUUUACGACAAAGCUCCUCCUGCUAUCCCCGCUCAGAUGUGUAUGCUGCAUAUGUUCCGAAUUAAAUUUUUGUUGUUGUUGUAACGCAUUACUGUACUCGUAGUAUUAUUAUUAUUAUUAUCGUCGUCGUCAUUGUUGUUAUCAUGAAUAUUAUUUCAUCUCUGGCCGUUGCAAAAAAUAAUUGUGUUCGCAUUAUUAUUUUUUGUUUGGUGCUGUUCAAAAAAAAGAACUUUUACAAUAAAGAUAACUGGAUGGAAUA